Messenger RNA from Pistacia vera, 1757 nucleotides. RefSeq names its product ammonium transporter 1 member 1-like. The record is from RefSeq and is a predicted model, not a curated record. Gene Ontology annotation, molecular function: ammonium channel activity. The transcript has a single exon. Gene Ontology annotation, cellular component: membrane. NCBI's taxonomy places the organism in Eukaryota, Viridiplantae, Streptophyta, Magnoliopsida, Sapindales, Anacardiaceae. The coding region runs from base 78 to 1595 and encodes 505 amino acids. Gene Ontology annotation, biological process: ammonium transmembrane transport; ammonium homeostasis.
UCUCCUUCUUCUUCGGUCUUCCCAACUCCAACUUUUAGCAUUUCUUCUUCACUCUUCUCCCUCCUCCGUUUCCACCCAUGGCCACGUCCUUGGCCUGCUCAGCAGACCAGCUCUCCCAACUCACCUCAAUCUUCGGCCCCAACGCCACCAAUGGCAGCGCCGCCGCCUCUUUUAUCUGUAACCAGUUCGACGCCAUCAACAACAAGUUCAUGGAUGCCGCCUUCGCCAUCGACUCCACCUACCUCCUCUUCUCCGCCUACUUAGUCUUCUCCAUGCAACUUGGCUUCGCCAUGCUCUGCGCUGGCUCCGUUCGCGCCAAAAACACCAUGAACAUUAUGUUAACCAACGUCCUUGACGCCGCCACCGGAGGCCUCUUCUAUUACAUGUUCGGCUUCGCUUUCGCUUUUGGUACGCCCUCCAACGGCUUCAUCGGCCGCCACAACUUCGCUCUCAAGUCCAUUCCAUCGUCAAACUUCGAUUACAGUUAUUUCCUCUAUCAGUGGGCUUUCGCAAUCGCCGCUGCCGGGAUCACCAGUGGCUCCAUCGCUGAAAGGACUCAGUUCGUCGCUUAUUUGAUUUACUCCUCUUUUUUGACCGGCUUCGUCUACCCGGUUGUCUCUCAUUGGUUCUGGUCCGUUGAUGGUUGGGCGAGUGCAACGAAUACCGGCAAUCUCUUGUUCGGGUCGGGCGUUAUCGAUUUCGCCGGGUCGGGUGUGGUCCAUAUGGUGGGUGGUAUCGCGGGUCUCUGGGGUGCACUCAUUGAAGGUCCGAGAAUCGGAAGGUUUGACCACUCCGGUCGGUCAAUAGGCCUCCGUGGCCACAGCGCGUCACUCGUCGUUCUCGGGACGUUCAUGCUCUGGUUCGGUUGGUACGGGUUCAACCCCGGAUCUUUCACUAAGAUUUUCAGCGCGUACACUUCAGGCUCUUAUUAUGGGCAGUGGAGCGCAAUCGGCAGAACCGCCGUUACCACAACCUUAGCCGGCUGCACCGCGGCUUUAACAACACUUUUCGGUAAAAGAGUUCUGUCCGGUCACUGGAACGUUACCGACGUUUGCAACGGUUUGCUCGGAGGUUUCGCGGCCAUUACUGCCGGCUGUUCAGUGGUCGAGCCUUGGGCGGCUAUCAUUUGCGGGUUCGUGGCGGCUCUGGUUUUGAUUGGGUGCAACAAACUGGCCGAGAAGUUUAAGUUCGAUGAUCCAUUGGAGGCUGCGCAGUUGCAUGGCGGGUGCGGCGCGUGGGGGGUGAUUUUCACUGCUUUGUUUGCUACUGAGAAGUAUGUGAAUGAGGUUUACCCGGGUAAACCGGGUCGGCCGUACGGGUUGUUCAUGGGCGGCGGUGGAAGGCUUUUGGCUGCCCAUGUAAUUCAGGUCCUGGUGAUUGCGGGGUGGGUUAGUGCGACAAUGGGGCCUCUGUUCUUUAUUCUUCACAAGAUGAAGCUGUUGAGGAUAUCGGCGGAGGACGAAAUGGCGGGUAUGGAUCUGACCCGACAUGGUGGGUUUGCUUAUAUUUACCAUGAUGAUGAGGAUGAUAUGCAAAAGAAUGGGAUUAGAUUGAGAAAAAUUGAACCUUCGUCCAUGACAGCCACUUCAGUUUAGAGGAAUUUUCUUUGCGUUUGGUUUGGUAUAAUAUUUUAAUGUUGUAAAGAUAGAUCAAGAUGUGGAGUUAAUCAAAGGCUUUAAUUUGUUUUCACAUCACAUGAUGAGGUUUUUGUGAUUGUAUUAAAAUACUCCUUAUUUUGGGAGAAAUGUUUUUGUUUG